Molecule: messenger RNA, 5856 nt
Organism: Clupea harengus (Atlantic herring)
Lineage: Eukaryota; Metazoa; Chordata; Actinopteri; Clupeiformes; Clupeidae
Product: myosin-7
Exons: 36
Coding region: 16-5841 (1941 amino acids)
Biological process (GO): adult heart development; muscle filament sliding; sarcomere organization
Cellular component (GO): cytoplasm; myosin II complex; myosin filament
Molecular function (GO): ATP binding; microfilament motor activity; actin filament binding
Source: RefSeq, a predicted model, not a curated record
AGGCCAGCAUACAGCAUGUCGGAGAUAGGAGACCUCGCCAUGAAGGAGUUUGGGGUAGCGGCUCCAUUCUUGAGGAAGUCGGACCUCGAGCGCCUGGAGGCACAAACGCGCCCCUUCGACAUGAAGAGGGAGUGCUUUGUGCCCGACCCUGAAGAGGAGUACGUCAAGGCUUCCAUCAUCAGCAGAGAUGGUGACAAAGUCACUGUUGAAACUGCAAAGGGAAAGAGUGUAGUGGUGAAGGACGCAGACGUCCUCCCUCAGAACCCGCCCAAGUUUGAUAAAAUUGAAGACAUGGUGAUGUUCACCUUCCUCCAUGAGCCUGCUGUGCUGUUUAACCUCAAAGAGCGUUACGCAGCAUGGAUGAUCUACACCUACUCUGGGCUUUUCUGUGUAACUGUAAACCCCUACAAGUGGCUGCCAGUGUACGACCAGGAGGUGGUUAAUGCCUACAGAGGCAAGAAGAGGCAAGAAGCUCCUCCUCAUAUCUUCUCCAUCUCUGACAAUGCUUACCAGUAUAUGUUGGCAGACAGGGAGAAUCAGUCUGUUCUUAUCACGGGAGAAUCUGGUGCUGGGAAGACUGUCAACACAAAGAGAGUAAUUCAGUACUUUGCCAGCAUUGCUGCAUCUGGACCCUCUUCAAAGAAGGAUGGCUCUGAGAAAAAGGGAACCCUGGAGGAUCAAAUCAUCCAGGCUAAUCCUGCUCUUGAGGCCUUUGGCAAUGCCAAAACUAUCAGAAAUGACAACUCCUCAAGAUUUGGCAAAUUCAUCCGAAUUCAUUUUGCCGCCAGUGGAAAGCUAGCUUCUGCUGAUAUUGAGACCUACUUGCUGGAGAAGUCUCGUGUCACCUUUCAGCUCAAAGCUGAGAGAGACUACCACAUUUUCUACCAGAUCCUGUCUCAAAAGAAACCUGAACUCUUGGAAAUGCUGCUCAUCACCAACAACCCCUAUGACUACUCCUUCAUCUCCCAAGGAGAGACGACCGUAGCCUCCAUCAAUGACGCUGACGAGCUCAUGGCCACUGAUGAAGCUUUUGAUGUCCUGGGCUUCACUGUGGAAGAGAAGAACAGUAUCUACAAGCUGACUGGUGCCAUAAUGCACUACGGCAACAUGAGGUUCAAGCAGAAGCAGCGUGAGGAGCAGGCAGAGGCUGACGGCACUGAGAUUGCUGACAAAUCAGCGUACCUGAUGGGCCUGAACUCUGCUGACCUCAUCAAGGGUCUGUGUCACCCGAGGGUCAAAGUAGGAAACGAGUGGGUCACCAAAGGACAGAGUGUCCAACAGGUGUACUACGCCAUGGGGGCACUGGCUAAGUCAGUGUAUGAGAAGAUGUUCCUGUGGAUGGUGGUGAGAAUCAACCAGUCCCUGGACACCAGACAACCUCGUCAGUAUUUCAUAGGAGUGCUGGACAUUGCUGGUUUUGAGAUCUUUGAUUAUAACACUUUUGAGCAGCUAUGCAUCAACUUCACCAAUGAGAAACUGCAACAGUUUUUCAAUCAUCACAUGUUUGUGCUGGAGCAAGAAGAGUAUAAGAAAGAAGGCAUUGAGUGGACAUUCAUAGAUUUCGGAAUGGACUUGCAAGCUUGUAUUGACCUCAUAGAAAAGCCUAUGGGUAUCAUGUCCAUCCUUGAAGAGGAGUGCAUGUUCCCUAAAGCCAGUGAUGCCACAUUUAAAGAAAAGCUUUAUGACAAUCAUCUGGGGAAAUCCAACAACUUCCAGAAACCGAGAGUUGUGAAAGGCAAACCGGAGGCCCAUUUCUCCCUGGUUCAUUAUGCUGGCAGUGUGGACUACAACAUCAACAACUGGUUGGUGAAGAACAAGGACCCUCUGAAUGAGACGGUUGUUGGACUUUACCAAAAGUCCACCCUCAAACUCCUGGGAGUGCUCUUUGCAAACUAUGCUGGGGAGUCAGGUAAUGUUCAAAGUGGCAAAGGAGCAAAAAAGAAGGGCUCCUCUUUCCAAACUGUGUCUGCUUUGCAUAGGGAAAACUUAAACAAGUUGAUGACGAACUUGAGGUCCACUCACCCCCACUUUGUGCGCUGCCUCAUCCCCAAUGAGACCAAGACUCCUGGGGCGAUGGACAACCCUCUGGUGAUGCACCAGCUGCGCUGUAACGGUGUGCUGGAAGGCAUCAGGAUCUGCAGAAAGGGCUUCCCCAACAGGAUUCUGUACGGGGACUUCAAACAGAGAUAUCGUAUUCUGAACCCAGCAGCAAUUCCAGAUGGACAGUUUAUUGACAGCAAAAAGGGGGCAGAGAAGUUACUCGGAUCUCUCGAUAUUGACCACAAUCAGUACAAGUUUGGACACACAAAGGUGUUCUUCAAGGCUGGUCUGCUGGGUCUACUGGAAGAAAUGAGAGAUGAACGACUAGCACUCAUUAUAACAGCAAUACAGGCUAAAUCACGGGGGCUUCUUGCAAGACUUGAGUUCCAGAAGAUUGUUGAGCGCAGGGAUUCCUUACUUGUUAUCCAGUGGAAUGUGCGUGCUUUCAUGGGGGUCAAGAAUUGGCCUUGGAUGAGGCUUUUCUUCAAGAUCAAGCCCUUACUGAGGUCAGCUGAGGCUGAGAAGGAGAUGGCUAACAUGAAGGAAGAAUUCCUUAAAUUGAAAGAGGCCUAUGCAAAAUCUGAAACUCGUAGGAAGGAGCUGGAAGAGAAAAUGGUCUCUCUUCUCCAAGAGAAGAAUGACCUCAAUCUCCAAGUUCAGGCAGAACAAGAUAAUCUUUGUGAUGCUGAAGAGCGGUGUGACCAACUGAUUAAGCAUAAAAUUCAAAUGGAGGCCAAAAUCAAAGAGAUGACCGAGAGACUGGAGGAUGAGGAGGAGAUGAAUUCUGAUAUGACAGCAAAGAAGAGGAAGCUGGAAGAUGAGUGCUCUGAGCUCAAGAAGGACAUUGAUGACCUGGAGCUCACCUUGGCUAAAGUGGAGAAAGAAAAGCAUGCCACUGAGAACAAGGUGAAAAAUCUGACUGAGGAAAUGGCAGGUCUUGAUGAAAUCAUUGCCAAGCUGACCAAGGAAAAGAAAGCUCUACAAGAAGCACAUCAGCAAACUCUAGAUGAUCUGCAAAGUGAGGAGGACAAAGUCAACAACCUCACCAAGGCCAAAGCCAAGCUGGAGCAGCAAGUGGAUGAUCUUGAGGGCUCUCUGGAGCAAGAGAAGAAGGUGAGGAUGGAUCUGGAAAGAGCCAAGAGGAAGCUGGAGGGUGACUUAAAGUUGGCCCAGGAGAGUGUGAUGGACCUGGAAAAUGACAAACAACAACUGGUGGAGUGCCUGAAAAAGAAGGACUUUGAGAUCAGCCAGGUCAAUGGGAAGAUAGAAGAUGAGCAAAUUAUCAGCAUUCAGCUCCAGAAGAAAAUGAAGGAGUUGCAGGCUCGUAUAGAGGAGCUGGAGGAAGAGCUUGAGGCAGAGCGAGCUGCCAGAGCUAAAGUAGAGAAACAGAGAGCAGACCUGGCCAGAGAGCUGGAGGAGAUCAGUGAGAGGCUGGAGGAGGCUGGUGGAGCCACUGCUUCCCAGAUUGAGAUGAACAAGAAAAGGGAAGCCGAGUUCCACAGGCUACGCAGAGACCUUGAAGAGGCAACUCUGCACCACGAAGCUACGUCCGCCACCCUCAGGAAGAAACAAGCCGACAGUGUGGCCGACCUGGGAGAGCAGAUAGACAACCUGCAGAGAGUCAAGCAGAAGCUGGAGAAGGAGAAGAGUGAGCUCAGGCUGGAGCUGGAUGAUGUGGUCUCCAACAUGGAACAUGUUGUUAAGACCAAGGCAAAUCUGGAAAAGGCAAACAGGACAUUAGAAGACCAGAUGAACGAAUACAAGACUAAAUUUGAGGAGGGUCAACGUACGAUUAAUGAUUUCACCAUGCAUAAGGCAAAGCUGCAAGCUGAAAAUGGUGAGCUUACGAGACAGAUGGAGGAAAAGGACUCUCUAGUCUCUCAGCUGACCAGAAGCAAGCAGUCCUACACCCAACAAACUGAGGAUCUUAAAAGACAACUGGAAGAGGAAGUCAAGGCCAAGAACGCUCUUGCUCAUGCAGUGCAGUCUGCUCGCCAUGACUGUGACCUGCUCAGAGAGCAGUAUGAAGAGGAGCAGGAGGCCAAGGCUGAGCUGCAGAGAUCCAUGUCCAAGGCCAACUCUGAGGUGGCUCAGUGGAGAACCAAGUACGAGACUGAUGCCAUCCAGAGAACUGAGGACCUGGAGGAGGCAAAGAAGAAAUUAACUCAGCGCUUGCAAGAUGCGGAGGAGGCUGUAGAAGCUGUCAAUGCAAAAUGUUCUUCUUUGGAGAAGACCAAACACAGGCUCCAGAAUGAGAUUGAAGAUCUCAUGGUGGACAUAGAUAGAGCAAAUGCAGCCGCGGCUGCCCUAGACAAAAAGCAAAGGAACUUUGACAAGGUCUUGGCGGAGUGGAAGCAGAAGUUUGAGGAGUCCCAGACAGAGCUGGAGGGCUCCCAGAAGGAGGCCAGGGCUUUGAGCACAGAGCUGUUCAAACUGAAGAACUCCUAUGAAGAAGCUCUGGAUCACUUGGAGACAAUGAAGAGGGAGAACAAGAACCUUCAAGGGGAGAUCUCAGAUUUGACUGAGCAACUGGCUGUGGGAGGGAAGAGCAUCCACGAACUGGAGAAAAUAAGAAAACAGUUGGAACAGGAGAAGAGUGAAAUCCAGUCAGCUCUAGAGGAGGCAGAAGCCUCUCUUGAACAUGAGGAGGGUAAGAUCCUGAGGGCCCAGCUCGAGUUCAAUCAGGUAAAGGCUGAGAUGGAGCGCAAACUUGCUGAGAAGGAUGAGGAGAUGGAGCAGUCAAAGAGGAACCUUCAAAGGACCAUUGACACCCUUCAAAGCUCUCUGGAGUCAGAGACUCGCAGCAGGAAUGAGGCCCUCAGGAUUAAGAAGAAGAUGGAGGGUGACCUCAAUGAGAUGGAGAUCCAGUUGAGUCAGGCCAACAGGCAGGCAGCAGAGUCCCAGAAACAGCUCAAAGUUGUUCAGGCUCAUCUGAAGGAUGCUCAACUUCAGCUUGACGACUCUUUAAGAAGCAAUGAUGAUCUGAAGGAGAACAUAGCUAUAGUGGAGAGGCGUAAUAACCUGCUUCAGGCAGAACUGGAGGAGCUGAGAGCCACACUGGAGCAGACCGAGAGAGGUCGCAAGCUGGCGGAGCAGGAGCUGCUGGACACCAGCGAGAGGGUUCAGCUGCUCCACUCACAGAACACCAGCCUUUUGAACCAGAAGAAGAAGCUGGAGAACGACACAAGCCAGCUUCAGACUGAGGUGGAAGAGGCAGUUCAGGAGUGCCGGAAUGCUGAGGAGAAGGCCAAGAAGGCCAUCACUGAUGCUGCCAUGAUGGCUGAGGAGCUGAAGAAGGAGCAGGACACCAGUGCUCACCUGGAGCGCAUGAAGAAGAACAUGGAGCAGACCAUUAAGGACCUGCAGCACCGCCUUGAUGAGGCAGAACAAAUCGCCAUGAAGGGAGGAAAGAAGCAAAUUCAGAAGCUGGAGACUAGGGUCAGAGAACUGGAGAAUGAAGUUGAAUCUGAACAGAAGAAAAGUGGUGAAGCUAUCAAAGGAAUUCGUAAAUAUGAAAGACGCAUCAAAGAGCUGUCAUACCAGACUGAGGAGGACAAGAAGAAUCUAACCCGACUGCAAGAUCUGGUGGACAAGCUGCAGCUGAAGGUCAAAGCCUACAAGAGGAAUGCAGAGGAGGCUGAGGAACAGUCCAACACCAACAUGGGCAAGUUCCGGAAGAUUCAGCAUGAGCUGGAUGAGGCUGAGGAGAGAGCCGACAUCGCAGAGUCUCAAGUCAACAAGCUGCGUGCCAAGAGCAGGGACGUGGGCUCCAAGGUUAGUGUUGCUGUUCAAAGAUCAUAAUUACUUUUUACAACC